Messenger RNA from Coregonus sp. 'balchen', 5665 nucleotides. The record is from the annotation of a GenBank genome assembly. NCBI's taxonomy places the organism in Eukaryota, Metazoa, Chordata, Actinopteri, Salmoniformes, Salmonidae.
AUGAUAUUACUUCCUGGAUCACGUUUGUGUGUGCAGUGGCCAAUUUUUGCAGGCAAUAACAAAGGGAAUCUGCCAAAAGAAAUACGAUUGAAGGAGAAACGGCGUUAACUAAUAUAUAAGGAUAUAGCUAGCCAAGUCAAUUAAAUCAAUAGAUGCACAUUUCGGCAAUAUCUUGACAGAUUGCGGCAACGUCUUCGGUCGAUAACAGAUAGCUGUCCUGGCUAGCUAACGUUAUCUAGCUAUGUUGUUAGUUUGCUAGUUAGGUUACAGUUGUGUUAUAUUUGGCAAUAAAUCUUCAACAAAAAUCUAUUAAUAACCGGUUAGUUAGACGAUGACUAUCUCGAUACGAUAUCUUAACUGUUUUUUUGUUUUGUUUUUAAGCUAGGGAGCUGCUGUAGCUUGCUACUACUAGCUAGUUAGCUAGCUAACCAAGUCAGCAGAAUAUAGCCAGCUGUAUAGCCUCAAAAAACGUGAAACAGGUUGUUGGCUAGCUAGCUAACUGUUAGCGUAGUGUCAGUAGAUAGGUUUUCUAUUUGAACGGAGUAGGGCAUACACAAUUGCUGUAAAAAAUGUCAAAAUACACAAGUUUUCCUGAACCAGGCGACGACCACAACCCAUUCCAGGUGAUAUGAAAUGCAAACGGCAAAUAUUUAGCUACUGUUAUUUUAUUUAUUUAGCUACAAUGUUGAUGAAAAAGGUGUUUGAUGUUUUGCCUGUUGCACUAGCGUAAUAGCAGACGUGCUGUUACUUAUGACAUGUGAUGCUACUCUCUCCCUGCUCUAACCCAGGCUAUUCUAAGAAUAUAUCUAGUAGUUGUACAUUAAAACAUGUUCCAAAGGGCUCAUUGAAUGAAAGCUGCCAUAUUGAUACUUAUGGGAUCAAUGUUAAGUCCCAAAUGGGCCCAUAUUCCCUACAAAGGGCACUAUAUAUAUUUGAAUCUACAGUCCAAAGUACUGAACCAUAUAGGGAAUAGGGUGCCAUUUAGGACGUAACUCAUAGAAUGAGCAAUUACAAUAAUUUAAUAGGAUUAUAUAAACUCAGCAAAAAAAGAAACAUCCCUUUUUCAGGACCCUGUCAUUCAAAGAUAAUUUGCAAAAAUCAAAAUAACUUCACAGAUCUUCAUUGUAAAGGGUUUAAACACUGUUUCCCAUGCUUAUUCAACGGUCGUUAAGACACUAACCGCUUACAGACGGUAGGCAAUUAAGGUCACAGUUAUGAAAACUUAGGACACUAAAGAGGCCUUUCUACUGACUCUGAAAAACAACAAAAGAAAGAUGCCCAGGGUCGUGAACGUGCCUUAGGCAUGCUGCAAGGAGGCAUGAAGACUGCAGAUGUGGCCAGGGCAAUAAAUUGCAAUGUCCGUACUGUGAGACGUCUAAGACAGCGCUACAGGGAGACAGAACGGACAGCUGAUCGUCCUAGCAGUGGCAGACCACGUGUAACAACACCUGCACAGGAUCGGUACAUCCGAACAUCACACUUGCGGGACAGGUACAGGAUGGCAACAACAACUGCCAGAGUUACACCAGGAACGCACAAUCCCUCCAUCAGUGCUCAGACUGUCCGCAAUAGGCUGAGAGAGGCUGGACUGAGGGCUUGUAGGCCUGUUGUAAGGCAGGUCCUCACCAGACAUCACCGGCAACAACGUCGCCUAUGGGCACAAACCCACCGUCACUGGACCAGACAGGACUGGCAAAAAAUGCUCUUCACUGACGAGUCACGGUUUUGUCUCACCAGGGGUGAUGGUCGGAUUUGCGUUUAUCGUAGAAGGAAUGAGCGUUACACCGAUGCCUAUACUCUGGAGCGGGAUCAAUUUGGAGGUGGAGGGUCCGUCAUGGUCUGGGGCCGUGUGUCACAGCAUCAUCGGACUGAGCUUGUUGUCAUUGCAGGCAAUCUCAACGCGGUGCGUUACAGGGAAGACAUCCUCCUCACUCAUGUGGUACCCUUCCUGCAGGCUCAUCCUGACAUGACCCUCCAGCAUGACAAUGCCACCAGCCAUACUGCUCGUUCUGUGUGUGAUUUCCUGCAAGACAGGAAUGUCAGUGGUCUGCCAUGGCCAAUCAAGAGCCCGGAUCUCAAUCCCAUUGAGCACGUCUGGGACCUGUUGGAUCGGAGGGUGAGGGCUAGGGCCAUUCCCCCCAGAAAUGUCCGGGAACUUGCAGGUGCCUUGGUGGAAGAGUGGGGUAACAUCUCACAGCAAGAACUGGCACAUCUGGUGCAGUCCAUGAGGAGGAGAUGCACUGCAGUACUUAAUGCAACUGGUGGCCACACCAGAAACAGACUUCUGAUUUUGACCCCCCCUUUGUUCAUGGACACAUUAUUGCAUUUCUGUUAGUCACAUGUCUGUGGAACUUGUUCAGUUUAUGUCUCAGUUGUUGAAUCUUAUGUUCAUACAAAUAUUUACACAUGUUAAGUUUGUUGAAAAUAAAUGCAGUUGACAGUGAGAGGAUGUUUCUUUUUUUUUGCUGAGUUUAUUAAUAGUAAUUUAAGAGGAUCUCUAUGACGUAGCCCAAGAGUGAUUGCUUUUAUGAUGUUCUGUUGGUGAUGUUUAUCUUGUCUAUGUCAGGACCCUGCAGUGACCCAACACAGCAGCAACACUGAGUAUGCCACGCUGGAUCUUUACAACCCAUUUGACAAUAAAAAUGGGGUAAGAGAUGUGUUUUUCAGAAUAUGAAUGCUUUGGAGAUUCAGUAUAAUAUGCAGUAUGUGCUUUGGCAGAGUAGCAGGAAUGCCACUACAUUCCAAGCAAUUGGACAUGGUAACAUGCCAGGAUAGCCACUUUGUUUGUGAUCAUUAUAAACGUUAUUGGUAAUGAUAUAGGUUGAUUAUUGUCAUGCACUCUCUAGCCCCCACCACCAGCCUAUGCAGCCACCUCCCCAUCUGCCCCCCAACCUGUUCCUGCAACAACCCCACCCAGCAGGAUUACGCCUACAGAGCCCCGCAACUAUGGCACCUCCUUCACCCCCCAGGUACUUGUUCUAUAUGUAUUACACAAUUGUCAGGAGUCACCUGUGCAGGUUAUAGAACAAACCCUAUACAGCUAGAAAUAAUACUCAUAGACAAGCAACACAUAUCUCUGUGUGUGAUAAUUCAAUUGCCCCAUGUUUAUUUACUAGCUUGACAUGGAGCACCUGAACUUAUCAGACUCAUUUCUAAUAAACCAAGUUCAUCUACUGUAUCUACUAAGGUAUAUGGAGCUAUAUUCAGCUCUGCAUUAAAGCCUGAUGUUGUCCUUUUCGCAGACAGCGGUCAACGCCACCACAGCAGAGCUCCUGAGGAAGCAGGAAGAGCUGGAGAAGAAAGCCCGUGAGCUGGAGAGGAGGGAGAGGGAGCUGAACUCUCACGCCCUCGGCCCUGGAGCCAGUAAGAGAGUGGGGUGGUGGUGGUGAUGAUAGUCUGAUAUGAAAUGAUGGAGGGGGGGGGGGGGGUUGUGUUAAUGAAGGGAGGAUCGGAGAUGGUAGGAUUACCUUACACUGGUUCCUAACUGCCUCAUCUCUCUGUCAGCUCGUCAGAAUAACUGGCCUCCCCUGCCCACUUUCUGCCCUGUGGGACCAUGCUUCUACCAAGACAUCAACAUGGAGAUCAGCCAGAGCUUCCAACGCACUGUCUCCAUCAUGUAUUACUACUGGAUGUGUGAGUUUCCCCGUCUGUGCCUGGCUGUCUUCUGCCUGUCUGGUGAAGUCAUCUGUAACAAGGAACAAUUUCAUGAAAGAAUGAUGGUAGUAAUGCUCAGAUUAAAUGAUUAACGAAAAUGUUUAGCAGUUUGUUAAGAAUGUUACCUAAUAGUUAAUGACACUGUUGAAACGUAGAGAUUUCUCAAAUUAAUUUACACCAAUUUACCUUUCUCUUCUUAUUUUGCCUACAUACCUAUCCAUCCCUCCAUCUCUGGUCUGCAUCUCUAUAACCUCUAUUAUCUCCUUUCUCUUUACCCCCUUUAUCUACUCUUUAUUCCCUUUCUUCCCCUCACUUUUCAUGCUCUCAUUCACUCCCUUCGCUCACUCCCUUGCUCUUCCUCAUCACUUCACCCAUCCUACGCUCUUCCUUUUGUCUUCUUUCUCUCCCCCUCUUUCAGUCACUGCCUGCGCACUGGCGUUUAACUUAAUUUCCUGCCUGAGUCUGUUCUGUGUGGACUCUUCUGGUGGUGUUGGGCUGGGCCUGGCCAUCCUCUGGGUCCUCCUCUUCACCCCCUGCUCCUUUGUCUGUUGGUACAGGCCUGUGUACAAAGCCUUCAGGUGUGUACUAUUGCACAAUUCGAGUUUAGGGGCUUGUCAUUACAAAACGGACAUGCUCUAUUUAGAUUUCUUCUGUUUAUAUCAGGUUACAAUGAACCGAUGAAUGCAUUUUUCGUUUCAGGAGUGACAGCUCCUUCAACUUCUUCACCUUCUUCUUCAUUUUUUUCGUCCAAGUGAUUGUCUAUGUUAUCAUGACCAUUGGCAUUCCUGGAUGGGGUUUCAGGUACGUGCCACAAACAAGCCAACCAUUGUCAAGGACUAUCUUAUGACUGUUACAAUUACUAUCAUAGAUUUACGUUACUUUUACACUAUUAAAUCUCCUAUAAAGUACAUUCCUCACACACCUAUCCUUCGUCACACUCCCCCUCUGUCUCUCUCUCUCUCUCCUUCCCUCCCGAUCCCUGUUCCACUCAGCGGCUGGAUUGUGAGUCUGGCUGCUCUGAAGACUAGUGUGCCUGUUGGUGUGAUCAUGAUGCUCAAUGCCAUCCUAUUUACUGCCCAGGCUGCCAUGGGGGUUGUCAUGCUCAAAAGGGUAAACCUGAAAUGAAGGCAUAAGAGGGAGGGGAAUUUAGCCUAGUUUAACCAGGCUAAAGGGUAUUGUAUGCUAGGGCAAAUCAGGACAUUGUGGAGUAAUUACAGUAGGUAGACAAUGGUUUGGAAUGAAGUACAACAUGGGGGAGGAAGGAAUAGGAUGAGGGUAAAAAGGCAACAACAUAAACACUCAGCUUCUCAAAUCUUUUUCAUCUUGAACCAGUAUGUCAAUUAACAUUUAGAAUCGUCCACAGAAAUUAGAGUAAUUAUUAGAGAGUAAUUAUUAGUAUUAUUUACUGUAUUGUUUUCAGAUUGGUAGCGAGUAUGGUGUUGAGAUAUGAGCAAUUCCAUGGUAACAGAGUGAUACUGCGACUCAGAUUCUUCACUUUAAAUUGUAGGUCAAACAAAAACCAAUGAUUGCAAAGUUAAACAAACUAUGGAACUCUAUGCACUAGGACUACUUUUUAUCAAUUUCCACUGAAUAAAAAACAGUGCAGAUGCAACAUUUGGUAUCAGAAUGAUGGUUUGUGCCGUCAUUCUGCACUGUUCUUGUGUUUUUGUGAAGUUUGCUGUGGAAAUUGUUAAAAGUAGUCCUUGUGCAUAGAGUGCCAUAGUUUGUUUAACUUUGCAAUCAUUGGUUUUUGUUUGAGCUACAAUUUAAAAUGAAAAACGGAGUCUCGGCAUCACUCUGUUAUCGUGGAGUUGCCCAUAUGUAUCAUGUAUCAAAGCCUUCUUCCUCUCCCCUCCAGGUCCACUCUCUGUACAGGCAGACCGGUGCCAGCUUCGUGAAGGCUCAGGCUGAGUUUGCCACUGGAGUGAUGUCCAAUCAGGCUGUUCGCCAGGCAGCUGCCAACGCCACUGCUUCUGCCGCCCAGGGGGCCUUUACUGGGGUGUCUCGAUAG